Molecule: messenger RNA, 1498 nt
Organism: Urocitellus parryii (Arctic ground squirrel)
Lineage: Eukaryota; Metazoa; Chordata; Mammalia; Rodentia; Sciuridae
Gene: Cckar
Product: cholecystokinin A receptor
Biological process (GO): neuropeptide signaling pathway
Cellular component (GO): plasma membrane
Molecular function (GO): cholecystokinin receptor activity; neuropeptide receptor activity
Source: RefSeq, a predicted model, not a curated record
AGCUCAAGUCGCCCUUAGGGAUGGCUAAAGGAGGGCACACCUGGACACGGCUCCCUCCCUGCCCCUCCAGGCAGGGUGCACCGAGGAGGCUGUCAGGAGAGGAAUGAGCCUGGAGUGAGCCAUCCACUGGCUCUCCGGCACUUGGAGAGCAGCAGCAGGCAAGGAUGGACGUGGUCGACAGCCUUCUCGUGAAUGGGAGCAACGUCGCUCCCCCCUGCGAACUGGGGCUCGACAACGGGACGCUGUUCUGCUUGGAUCAGCCCCGGCGCUCCAAAGAGUGGCAGCCGGCAGUGCAGAUUUUCCUGUACUCCCUGAUAUUCCUGCUCAGCGUGCUGGGGAACACGCUGGUCAUCACCGUGCUGAUCCGGAACAAGAGGAUGAGGACCGUCACCAACAUCUUCCUGCUGUCCCUGGCUGUCAGCGACCUCAUGCUCUGCCUUUUCUGCAUGCCCUUCAACCUCAUCCCCAACCUGCUCAAGGAUUUCAUCUUCGGGAGUGCCGUUUGCAAGACCACCACCUACUUCAUGGGCACCUCUGUGAGUGUUUCCACCUUUAAUCUGGUGGCCAUAUCUCUGGAGAGAUAUGGUGCAAUUUGUAGGCCCUUACAGUCCCGCGUUUGGCAGACGAAAUCCCACGCUCUGAAGGUGAUUGCUGCUACCUGGUGCCUCUCCUUUACCAUCAUGACUCCGUACCCCAUUUAUAGCAACUUGGUGCCUUUUACCAAAAAUAACAACCAGACCGCAAAUAUGUGCCGCUUCCUACUGCCAAAUGAUGUUAUGCAGCAGUCCUGGCACACGUUCCUGCUGCUCAUCCUCUUUCUUAUUCCUGGAAUUGUGAUGAUGGUGGCGUACGGAUUAAUCUCUUUGGAACUCUAUCAAGGAAUAAAAUUUGAUGCUAGCCAGAAGAAAUCUGCUAAAGAGAGGAAACCGAGCACGGGCAGUGGCAGCCGAUUCGAGGACAGCGACGGCUGCUACCUGCAGAAGUCCCGGUCCCCGAGGAGGCUGGAGCUCCAGCAGCUGUCCACCCGCAGCGGCAGCGGCAGGCUCCACCGCGUCCGGAGCAGCAGCUCGGCCGCCAACCUGAUGGCCAAGAAGCGGGUCAUCCGCAUGCUCAUGGUCAUCGUGGUCCUCUUCUUCCUGUGCUGGAUGCCCAUCUUCAGCGCCAACGCCUGGCGGGCCUAUGACACCACCUCUGCCGAGCGCCACCUCUCAGGGACCCCCAUCUCCUUCAUCCUCCUGCUCUCCUACACCUCCUCCUGCGUGAACCCCAUCAUCUACUGCUUCAUGAACAAACGGUUCCGCCGCGGCUUCAUGGCCACCUUUCCCUGCUGCCCCAACCCGGGGCCCCCGGGGGCGAGAGGAGAGGUGGGAGAGGAGGAGGAAGGCAGGACCUCGGGGGCGUCCCUGUCCAGGUACUCCUACAGCCACAUGAGCGCCUCUGCUGCACCCCCCUGAGCCGGCCUGCCCUCCACUGCGCUGGGAGGAGGGGGCCAGGGAGG